Messenger RNA from Knipowitschia caucasica, 1071 nucleotides. The record is from the annotation of a GenBank genome assembly. NCBI's taxonomy places the organism in Eukaryota, Metazoa, Chordata, Actinopteri, Gobiiformes, Gobiidae.
AUGUUACAGUGUGGUUACUACAAGCUUGAGGAGGUGGAGGUCUGUGGGCUGUCGAGCGUAAAGGAAGAGGCAGGAACAGGAGAGUAUGUUACAGUGUGGUUACUACAGCCAGAGGAGGGGAGCCAGAGGAGGGGAGGUCUGCGGGCUGUCGAGCGUAAAGGAAGAGGCAGGAACAGGAGAGUAUGUUACAGUGUGGUUACUACAGCCAGAGGAGGGGGGGUCUGCGGGCUGUCGAGCGUAAAGGAAGAGGCAGGAACAGGAGAGUAUGUUACAGUGUGGUUACUACAGCCAGAGGAGGGGAGCUUGAGGAGGGGAGGUCUGUGGGCUGUCGAGCGUAAAGGAAGAGGCAGGAACAGGAGAGUAUGUUACAGUGUGGUUACUACAGCCAGAGGAGGGGAGGUCUGUGGGCUGUCGAGCGUAAAAGAAGAGGCAGGAACAGGAGAGUAUGUUACAGUGUGGUUACUACAGCCAGAGGAGGGGAGUGUCCAGUACCAGUGUGCGGACCAGUGUCCAGUACCAGUGUCCUGUAUCAGUGUCCAGUACCAGUGUGCGGACCAGUGUCCAGGACCAGUGUCCAGUACCAGUGUCCAGUACCAGUGUCCUGUAUCAGUGUCCAGUACCAGUGUCCAGUACCAGUGUCCUGUAUCUGUGUCCAGUACCAGUGUCCAGUACCAGUGUCCUGUAUCAGUGUCCAGUACCAGUGUCCAGUACCAGUGUCCAGUACCAGUGUCCAGUACCAGUGUCCUGUAUCAGUGUCCAUGUCAGUACCAGUGUCCAGUACCAGUGUCCAGUACCAGUGUCCAGUACCAGUGUCCAGUACCAGUAACAGUGUCAGUACCAGUGUCCAGUACCAGUGACCAGUACCAGUGUCCAGUAACAGUGUCAGUACCAGUGUCCAGUACCAGAGUCCAGUACCAGUGUCCAGUGUCCAGUGUCAGUACCAGUGUCCAGUACCAGUGUCCAGUAACAGUGUCCAGUGUCCAGUGUCAGUACCAGUGUCCAGUACCAGUGUCCAGUAACAGUGUCCAGUGUCCAGUGUCAGUACCAGUGUCCAGUACCAGUGUCCAGUAA